Messenger RNA from Budorcas taxicolor (takin), 3813 nucleotides. It is a transcript of the gene AFF3, whose product is annotated as ALF transcription elongation factor 3. Gene Ontology annotation, cellular component: super elongation complex; nucleus. The record is from RefSeq and is a predicted model, not a curated record. Lineage: Eukaryota; Metazoa; Chordata; Mammalia; Artiodactyla; Bovidae. The transcript has 24 exons. Gene Ontology annotation, biological process: regulation of gene expression. Bases 1 to 3813 code for a protein of 1270 amino acids.
AUGUCAUUUCUUGGAACACGGGGAGAAACCUCCUCUGAGGAGCCCCGCUUUCCAGGGAAGACAAAAGACUUCUCCAGCAAGGUGGGAGAGACUUUACAAGACUGUGGGGAGGUGGAGUUGAGGGGUGUCUACGAACCAGAUAGAAACGUGUUACGGAGGAAAGAACGAGAAAGAAGAAACCAGGAAACUCAGCAGGACGAUGGCGCGUUUAAUUCGAGUUACUCGCUGUUUAGUGAACCCUACAAGACUAACAAGGGGGAUGAGCUCUCCAACCGGCUCCAGAACACUUUAGGCAAUUACGAUGAAAUGAAAGACUUUCUCACGGAUCGAUCAAACCAGAGUCAUCUUGUGGGUGUUCCCAAACCCGGGGUUCCUCAGGCUCCCGUGACCAAGAUUGAUGAACAUUUUGUGGCAGAUUCAAGAGCCCAGACUCAGCCAGCAUCCGUCUGCAGCACCGCAUCCUCUGCCCCAGCAGCCGUCCCCGGGCAGCAGAGUAAGCGGGGCACCAUGGGCUGGCAGAAGGCUGGGCACCCACCGUCCGAUGGCCAACAGAGAGCAACACAACAGGGCACUCUCAGGACCUUGCUUGGCGAUGGCGUUGGCAGACAGCAGCCGCGGACCAAACAGGUGUGCAACGUCGAGGUGGGUCUUCAGACCCAGGACAGGCCCCCUGCUAUGGGAGCCAAGCACAGCGGCAGUGGCCACUGCGUGCAGAACUUUCCUCCCUCCCUGGCUUCGAAACCCAGCCUUGUCCAGCAGAAGCCUACCGCCUAUGUGCGGCCCAUGGAUGGCCAAGAUCAGGCGCCCGAUGAGUCUCCAAAGCUAAAGUCGUCUGCAGAGACUGGCGUGCACUGCUUGUACAGGGGAGUCCCGGCCACCAAGUCAGAGUCAGCCAGAGCCAAGGCCAAGCUCUCCAAGUUCAGCAUCCCCAAACAAGGAGAGGAGAGUCGAUCUGGAGAAACCAACAGCUGCAUUGAAGAAAUCAUUCGGGAGAUGACCUGGCCUCCACCACUUGCUGCUAUUCAACCACCUGGCAAAGUGGAACCAAGCAAAUUUCCAUUUCCAAAUAAGGACUCUCAGCUUGCCUCCUCUGGACACAAUAAUCCAAAGAAAGGUGAUGCCGAGCCAGAGAGUCCAGACAAUGGCACAUCGAAUACAUCCUCUCUGGGAUGGUUAUCCCCAUUUACAGCUAAGGGAUAUGAUGCACUGAGAGGAAUGCUAGAAGAUGACCUUAAGCUAAGCAGUGAUGAAGAGGAGAAUGAACAGCAGGCAGCCCAGAGAACGGCCCUCCACACUCUGUCUGACAGUGCCGGACUCCAGCCGGCCGACUGCAGGGCCUCCGCUCCCUCGAGCAAGGGCAGCAGCAGCGGCAGCAGCAGCAGCGGGAGCAGUUCCUCCAGCGACUCGGAGAGCAGCUCGGGGUCCGACUCGGAGACAGAGAGCAGUUCCAGCGAGAGCGAGGGCAGCAAGCCUCCCCACUACUCCAGUCCCGAGGCGGAACCAGCGUCCUCUAACAAGUGGCAGCUGGAUAAAUGGCUAAACAAAGUGAAUCACCACAAGCCCCCUGUCCUGAUCCAAAAUGAAAGCCACCACGGGCCGGAGAGCAGUCAGUACUACACCCCAGUGAAGGAGGACACGCAGGACUGCGGGAAGCUCCCCGACGUCUGCCCGCCCGGCCUGAGAGACAAGGACAUCAAGGGCGCCUGCAAGGAGGAGCAGAGGCCGAGGACCGCGAACAAGGCCCCGGGGAGCAAAGGGGUGAAGCAGAAGUCCCCGCCCGCGGCCGUGGCCGUGGCCGUGACCGCCGCUGCCGCCCCGCCGCCCGCGGUGCCUGGUGCGCCCGCCGAGAGCGCGCCCGCGCCUGCCCGGAGGUCCGCGGGCAAGAAGCCCACCCGGCGCACCGAGAGGACCUCGGCCGGCGACGGCGGCCACCGGCCCGAGGAGCCCGUAGCUGCCGAGGCGCCGGGGGCGGGCGCGGGGGUUCCCGCGGAGCCGCCCAAGCCCAGGCCUUGCGGCAACAGCAGGACCAACCACCGCAAGGAGCUGCGCUCGGCCGUGACCUGCGAGAAGCGCCGCACGCGGGGGCUGAGCCGGAUCGUCCCCAAAUCCAAGGAGUUCAUCGAGACGGAGUCGUCCUCUUCCUCCUCCUCCUCGGACUCGGACCUGGAGUCGGAGCAGGAGGACUACCCUCUGUCCAAGGCCGUGGCCGCUGCGGCCGCCGCCGCCGCCGCCUCCGGGAACGACCCGAGGCUGAAGGAGGCUCCCACCAGCAUCAGCGGCGGCGGCCCCCGCGCUCCCGUGGGCUCCAUCAACGCCAGGACCACCAGCGACAUUGCCAAGGAGCUGGAGGAGCAGUUCUACACACUGGUCCCCUUCGGCCGCAACGAGCUUCUCUCCCCGUUGAAGGACAGUGACGAGGUUCGGUCACUCUGGGUCAAAAUCGACCUGACACUUCUGUCCAGGAUUCCGGAACACCUGCCCCAGGAGCCGGGGGUCUUGAGUGCUCCCGCGGCCAAGGACUCUGAGAGCGCGCCCCCGACGACCCAUGCAUCCGAGGCGCCGGUGGAAAAGACCUUGCCAAAAUCCAAGAGGAAACGCAAGUGCGACAACGAAGACGACUACAGGGAGAUCAAGAAGGCCCCGGGAGAGAGGGAGAGCGCCUCGCGACUGACCGCCCCUGCCAGCAGUACUUUGUCCUCAAAUCACUGCAGCAUGAACAUCAACAGCUUGGCAAUACCAAUAAAUAAAAAUGAAAAAAUGCUCCGGUCGCCCAUCUCACCCCUCUCCGACACAUCUAAACACAAAUUCUCCGGCGAGGACUUAACUUCCUCCAGCAAAUCCAACAGCAACGGUCUGUUCACUUCCACCUCCUCCAACAAAAAGCAUAAGGCGGAGAGCCAGCUGCAGAGCCAUGCCGCAGACCUCACGAAAGCGGCUCACACCAAUUCUGAAAACAUCCUCCACAAGUCACGGCCGCAGACCGAGCCCUGGUCUCCAGGCUCCAAUGGCCACCGGGACUGCAAGAGGCAGAAACUCAUCUUCGAUGAUAUGCCACGCAGUGCAGAUUAUUUUAUGCAAGAAGCUAAGCGAAUGAAGCAUAAAGCAGAUGCGAUGGUGGAAAAGUUUGGGAAGGCUCUGAACUACGCAGAAGCAGCCUUGUCAUUCAUCGAGUGUGGAAAUGCUAUGGAACAGGGCCCCAUGGAGUCCAAGUCUCCUUACACCAUGUAUUCAGAGACAGUUGAGCUCAUCAGGUAUGCCAUGAGACUAAAAACCCACUCAGGCCCCAAUGCCACACCAGAGGAUAAACAGCUGGCUGCAUUAUGUUACCGAUGCCUGGCUCUCCUGUACUGGAGGAUGUUUCGACUCAAAAGGGAUCACGCUGUCAAGUAUUCAAAAGCACUUAUCGACUAUUUCAAGAAUUCAUCUAAAGCUGCCCAAGCCCCAUCUCCAUGGGGGGCCAGUGGAAAGAGCACUGGGACCCCAUCCCCCAUGUCUCCCAACCCAUCCCCCACCGGCUCCGUGGGCUCUCAGGGGAGCCUGUCCAACAGCAACGCCCUGUCCCCAUCAACCAUCGUCAGCAUCCCACAGCGUAUCCACCAGAUGGCGGCCAACCACGUGAGCAUCACCAACAGCAUCCUCCACAGCUACGACUACUGGGAGAUGGCGGACAACCUAGCCAAGGAAAACAGAGAGUUCUUCAACGACCUGGACCUGCUCAUGGGGCCGGUCACCCUGCACAGCAGCAUGGAGCACCUGGUCCAGUACUCCCAGCAGGGCCUGCACUGGCUGCGAAACAGCGCCCACCUGGCCUAG